Molecule: messenger RNA, 1008 nt
Organism: Ustilaginoidea virens
Lineage: Eukaryota; Fungi; Ascomycota; Sordariomycetes; Hypocreales; Clavicipitaceae
Exons: 3
Coding region: 1-1008 (335 amino acids)
Biological process (GO): metal ion transport; vacuolar transport; positive regulation of protein ubiquitination
Cellular component (GO): endoplasmic reticulum; perinuclear region of cytoplasm; Golgi apparatus
Source: RefSeq, a predicted model, not a curated record
AUGCCUGCGCCUGGAAGAUACGAGAGGGUCCACGACCGCGACGACGACGACGACAGUCAUUUAUCCAUCGAACCAAAAUCGAUGCAACCGAUCCCCAACUCCCCUCCCCCGUCCUUUCGCUCUCGAGCCUCAUCACCCACGCGACGAGAUGCGGUCGAUCCCGACUUGGCUGAUGCAUUUGACGAUGAUGCCAGUGAUGAAGAAGCCGAUGACAGACAACGCCUAGUGCGGCGAAACGCUCCGCCCUCGGAUUCAUCAUCCAUCAGCUUGCGCGUCGAUGACGGAACUUCACUUGCCCAGUCUGCGCCGACAACGCAAUCAAAUGUCGCUUCGUCGGCAAUAAGAGGCCGGGUGGUUGGUGGCGGUGGGGGGUCGGAUGGAGUUUUUGCGAACCUGUCUGCGAAACCCGAAAGAACAGAUUCGGAAAAGGAUGAGAUGCCUCCUUCAUAUGAGCAAGCGGCCGCCGAUGCCGCACCUCCGUACUGGGAAACCACCAUUCUUGCGCCUGGCAUGGGUGGACUUGACGAGGUCUACAUUGAGGGAAUGCCCGUUGGAUCAGUGUUUUCCUUCGUGUGGAAUGGCAUGAUAUCCACGUCCUUCCAGCUGGUUGGGUUCUUACUUACUUAUCUGUUGCAUUCGACCCAUGCCGCCAAAAACGGCUCUCGUGCUGGUCUUGGCAUCACUCUUAUCCAGUAUGGGUUCUACAUGAAGGACUCUGGGAGUAGUAGUCCUCCCGUCAUGAACGGCCCUGAUGGCUAUGCCGCUCCUCCCGAUCCAAACUCGCACGACUUCAACUCGGGCGAAGUCACCGAUGGCGGGCCUGUGACGAUAACUGGUAGCGAGUGGAUGGCAUACGUGUUGAUGGUGGUUGGCUGGUUCAUUCUGAUUAAGAGCGUGGCAGAAUUUCUCAAGGCACGACGGCAUGAACAACUGGUUCUGCAAAGCCCCGAUCGAGGGCUGGGUGUUCCAGUGGUUGCAGACGGAGAGCGCCCCGAGCACGUGGUCUAG